Aethina tumida (small hive beetle) is the source of this 1555-nucleotide messenger RNA. RefSeq names its product probable E3 ubiquitin-protein ligase sinah. Lineage: Eukaryota; Metazoa; Arthropoda; Insecta; Coleoptera; Nitidulidae. Bases 241 to 1131 code for a protein of 296 amino acids. The record is from RefSeq and is a predicted model, not a curated record. Gene Ontology annotation, biological process: proteasome-mediated ubiquitin-dependent protein catabolic process; multicellular organism development. The transcript is spliced from 2 exons. Gene Ontology annotation, cellular component: cytoplasm. Gene Ontology annotation, molecular function: ubiquitin protein ligase activity; zinc ion binding; ubiquitin conjugating enzyme binding.
GAUGUGCGCGACGUGUAGUCCUCGUUGCAUCUCUAUCUCGCACUUAAGUCAGAGUGAGUGUGACGUGCACUACCAGACAGUAAAUUCAUGACAACAACGAGAUUCAAAACGUGUUAUUCUUGUUCGGUGUUGCAUCGAGUGUUUUACGCCGGACUGCCAGUUCUGCGGUUAGUUUUUAGAUUACCAAAGUAACAGAUAAGACGUAGCAACAAAGGUUUUCGGUAAAUAAAUAUAGACACAAUGGAGGAAAUGUACGAUGAACUCCUUAUCGAGCUGGAAUGUCCGAUCUGCACCAACUACAUGUCCCCGCCAAUAAGACAAUGCGUCAUUGGACACAGCGUUUGCGAGGCGUGCCGAAAGAAACUGAAACAAUGUGCUUUGUGCCAGGGAAAAUUCACGAACGCUAGAAACAUAUCGUUGGAAAGCUUGGCGCAGAAAAUGCUGUACCCGUGCAUUUACAAAGGAUCCGGAUGCAUCACAAGGUUAUUGCACAACGAGAGGGAGGCGCACGAGUUAAGGUGCAGUUUCAAGGGCUUCCAGUGUGCCAUGGAUAAAUGUAAUUGGUCCGGAAAGCUUGAGGAUCUGUGCCAGCACUGGGCAUCCAAGAAAAUAACAAGCAAACCGUACACAUCCUGCAACGUGUGCCACACCAAAAUGAAGAACGAAUCAUUUUACGUGAACAUGGCUUACGCGUACGAAAAACUGUUUUGGUUCAAAUGUAAACUUAUCAACAAGAAACUUUAUUGGGCUGUGCAAUUCAUAGGCAACUCGCAGGAGGCGGAGGAGUUCUUUUACGAAAUAGAGAUGUUUAAGUCUGAACGAACGAAACGAAAAAUACUUUUAAGCGACUACUGUCAAUCUAUAGACUUAGAUAACGCUAGUUUACUUAAAGAGGGUAAUUGUAUUGUUAUAAACGUAGAAACAAUAGAGCAUUUGCUAAAUGAUGAUCAGACUCUUGUGUAUUACAUGCGAAUACAUCCUGUUAAAAAGGCGGCUGCCAAUUUGGUGUCGUCACCCAUGGCUUUAUUGUCCACCACCACCACAUCGUAUAAGCCGAGGAAUCGGUCGAAAGGGCCGAUUCCGAAUAAAAAUCAAAAAGGCAAAAAGAAUAAAGCCGAAUAUUCUUACUAACAUGAUCACCACAUUUAAUUAGAAUUAUAUCCUUGUUUUAUUUAUCCCGUUCAAAUUUUAUAAGGACCGGUAAAGUUUGAACCGCGUACUGGACGAAUUCGUUAAUAUUAGGUUGUUUAUGAAUAUGUUUUAUGGUAAAGAAAUAUUUUUUAUUUUUAUUUUUCCAUGCUGCCUGGUUAAGCAGAUUUGACAAGAAUGGUUUAUUUUGUACAACAAAAUAUAAAUUGGCAUUCUGUAUCUACCAAUUUAUAGCGGAUAAAAAUUAAUUUCGCUCUAAUUACUUAAUUUAUAUUCAUAUAAUCUAUAAGUAUAUUCAGGGUUAAAUAGGUGUUAUAUAUUUAUUACUGAAUUUUUAUUUUAUUUUUUUUAUUUUUGGUCCACAAAAUGGAAUUUUAUGUAUAUUGUUUUAAAAAACAAAAGUGAA